UUUGCGAGCGGUUUAAGGCCACAAAACAAAAAAAAACCAAAAAAAAAACAGAAAAACAGAAAAACAAAAGAAAAAGCAAAAACCAAAAGACACUUUCAGCAGAUCAGCUGAAAAUUACGGAAUUGCCAAAACUGAACUGCACUGAAUAAAUAAAUAAAUCAAAGAAUUUUCUAUUUGUAUAUAAACACACGGAACGGUGCAACGUGCAUUUCAUAUCCUAAAAAAAAAAACAUAAUAUAUAUAAAAGAUAUAAGCCGUAAAAAAAACACUAUCUAAUUAAAAAUUAAUAAAACAUUUUCUGGCUGGGCAAACUCUAGACUUUUGUAGCUGUAAUUUUAGUCAAAUUUUAAGCGUGUUCAAUUUUGUUUUGAUACUCACAAUUUCAACGUGAAACAGACAAUAACGGCAAACGGAUAUAUAGGCUAUAUUCGACCAAAAGUAUAUAGACAGAAUCCCGAUAUAUAUAUACACAGCGAAUACGGUAAACUGGGCUAUUUUCAUAUUGCGAGAUGACGACGCGCGGCAUACGGCGUAAAAAGUCAACGUUGACAGAGUUGAAAAUCGCAGUUAUUGGCGCGCCCAGUGUUGGAAAGAGCGCCUUAAUUGUGCGUUUUCUAACAAAGCGUUAUAUAGGCGAAUACGAUCAUCAGACUGAGAAUCGCUACAAGCACGAGUCCAUGGUGGAUGGUGAGCCGGUGCUCUUCGAAAUACUCGACACAUGUCCCAAGGCCGAAGAUGAAUAUCCCAAUGCUGCCGAACUGAUACAGUGGGCCGAUGGCCUGCUGCUCGUCUAUUCCAUAACCGAUCGCAAGAGUUUCAACUAUAUACGCCGUGCCAAAUCCGAUCUGCAAUCGGAUACGCCCGUUCAGCUGUGCGCCAACAAGGUGGACAUGGUGCAUUUGCGUCAGGUCAGCCGCGACGAAGGCGAAAUACUGGCCAAAGACUUUGAGUGCAAGUUCAGUGAGGUCUCCGCCGCGGAUCAUGUCGACCAGGUCGCCGAGGUGUUCAAUGACCUGUGCAAGGAGGUGCUCGCCUGCAAGCGCAAGUCCAAGCAGAGCCUACUGGAGCGCAUGCUCGGCGGCACCAGGCCCUACAGCAGAGGAAAGAGCGAUAGCAAUUUGCCAAAAGACUGAUAUCAACAU
Messenger RNA from Drosophila novamexicana, 1142 nucleotides. RefSeq names its product ras-related and estrogen-regulated growth inhibitor. The record is from RefSeq and is a predicted model, not a curated record. Bases 510 to 1133 code for a protein of 207 amino acids. Gene Ontology annotation, molecular function: GTP binding; GTPase activity. The transcript is spliced from 3 exons. Lineage: Eukaryota; Metazoa; Arthropoda; Insecta; Diptera; Drosophilidae.